AUGGAAAGUCAACAUCGAGGACCUGUCGAACCGUUACGAACCUCAGACUCCUCAACGACAUGGCGCAUGAACGAGGAGCGGCAGAGUAUUCUACAAUGGGCAACAACAUCCGUCUAUACUUCUGAGAAUGGGAAACUUACCUAUUACCGCUGCAGUCGAGCAAUGCCGUUCCCUAUGUAUGCACUCACCCGAGGAGGGAGAUCGAAAAAGUCCACACGGUAUUGCACCGCAUUCUUGAAGGUACUCGAAAGUGAUAGCAUGAUCACAGUCACAUUCUGCAACAAGCACUUCGGUCAUGAAGAAGAGCCUGCACUGUUAAGGCUCGAUAAGGAUUCAGAGAGAUACAUUGUUGGACUGCUUAGAGAAGGGUACAACACGAAUCAAAUUUUACGAAAAAUCAGAACGGAGUGUCGAAAUCAGGAGAAACGCAUGCGCCUGUACUAUACGACAGCAAUGGACGUGAGGUGA
Ostertagia ostertagi is the source of this 468-nucleotide messenger RNA. NCBI's taxonomy places the organism in Eukaryota, Metazoa, Nematoda, Chromadorea, Rhabditida, Trichostrongylidae. The record is from the annotation of a GenBank genome assembly.